This is a messenger RNA of Aplosporella prunicola CBS 121167, 844 nucleotides long. RefSeq lists its product as uncharacterized. NCBI's taxonomy places the organism in Eukaryota, Fungi, Ascomycota, Dothideomycetes, Botryosphaeriales, Aplosporellaceae. The transcript is spliced from 2 exons. The coding region runs from base 203 to 718 and encodes 171 amino acids. The record is from RefSeq and is a predicted model, not a curated record.
UGAAUGGUGGUCUUGCUAUUCCUGAGUGUGUACUCGUAGAUAUCAAAUAAGCGGGCGGAAGGAAAAGUAGUCACUAGCACCCGCCACCAGGGACCUAAAAGUCCCUAAUGACAUCAUCGGCGGCGGAAGCCAAAACAACAAAAAAUUCAAGACCAAACCCUCACCCUCCACCACCACAAGCACUCCCUCCACAAACCCAACAAUGGCAACCCCCGCCGCACCCACCGACACCGCCCCAGCCACAGGCGCCACAACUACUACACCCAAACAGCACCCCACGCCCACCGCGCUCCGCGCCGCCCGCACAAACCUCGCCUACCUCAUCGACCCCUCCAGCAACGCGGGCCCCUCGCGCCGCCGCACGCGCGCCCUCCUCCGCAGCCUCCGCUACACCGCCAUCUUCGUCUUCUGGCGGCUGCUGCGAUACGCGAAAUACGCGCUCGUGGGCGCCGCGACGGCCGCGGUGGCGGGCACGGCCAUCGGCAGCGUGGUCAGCGGGGCGGCGUUUGUGGUUGCGCCGACGGGGAUCCUGGGCGGUGGCGCCGUCGGCUUGUUGUGGGGGCUUGGGAGGGUCGGGUGGCGCGUUUUGGCGAGGAGAGCGAGGACGGGCGAUGCGAGGGUGGAUGAGAAGGCUGGGGCGGGGGAGACGGGGUGGGGCGAGAGGAGGAGGAAGGCGGAGGAGAGGGAGGAGAGGGGGUUUAGGGAGGAUGCGUGGUAGGAGGAUGCUUGGUGAGAGGAUGCACCCACGCUCGCCCACCACCCUUGUACAACGCAGCCACACGGCAUAUCCGAUUCGACCACGUCCACGCUGGCAAGGCUGAAUCCCCAGCCGUACCCGCUGUAU